Molecule: messenger RNA, 336 nt
Organism: Camelina sativa (false flax)
Lineage: Eukaryota; Viridiplantae; Streptophyta; Magnoliopsida; Brassicales; Brassicaceae
Source: RefSeq, a predicted model, not a curated record
AUGGCCGAGAAAGAAGAGGGUGUGAAGCUUAUAGGAUCGUGGGCAAGCCCAUUCAGUCGUAGAGUCGAGAUGGCUCUCAAACUCAAAGGCGUGCCAUACGAUUACUUGGACGAAAACUAUUUGGUCGUCAAGAGCCCUUUGCUACUUGAACUCAACCCAAUUUACAAAAAAGUGCCUGUUUUGGUCCACAAUGGUAAUGUACUACUCGAGUCACAUCUCAUCCUUGAAUACAUCGACCAAACAUGGACAAACAAUCCAAUUCUACCGGAGAACCCGUACGACAGAGCCAUGGCUCGAUUCUGGGCCAAAUUCGUCGAUGAACAAGUAAAUUCUUAA